Molecule: messenger RNA, 4231 nt
Organism: Balaenoptera musculus (blue whale)
Lineage: Eukaryota; Metazoa; Chordata; Mammalia; Artiodactyla; Balaenopteridae
Exons: 2
Coding region: 48-1016 (322 amino acids)
Source: RefSeq, a predicted model, not a curated record
GUAAAUACACCAAGACUCUUCCCAAAUUCUGGGGGUUUCCCUGCCCUAUGGACACAAGAGUAAAACAGCUAGAAAACACCCGCUCCUUUAAAAUGUUUUUUAAUUUCAAAAGUUCUCAUAGCCAAUUGCUGUAUUUAUAUUCGUGUCAUACACAUUACUGUGAGUCAGAGGAUGGUCUGACAGAGGACAGACGAAGGUCGCAGCUCAGGACUCUGACUGAGGAAGAGAAGGGCGUCGGGGAUCCCCGGAACGGGAAGGACGGGGUGCAGCUUCUGGCAUCCCUGUUUGCCCACACACACCAACUAACCGCCUGCCCGCGAGUUAGCGCCCCGCCGUCUGGGAGCCCUGCCUUGUUCUGCGCGUCCGCGAGGAAGGAAGAAAGGAGAGAGGGGGCUUCUACUUGCAUUUCGAGGCUCCUUGCCUGCCACUGCGCUCUCCCCAGUUCCCUCCUUGAGACACCCCCUCCCCUGCCCCCCAGACCUCCCAGGCCAUUCCCAGAGGACCUUCCUUCUGGGCCUCUCCUGCCACCUGGAGUCCAGGUGAGCGCUUCUCCCAGUGACAACUGCUUGGUCACUAGCUCUAAACCCCAGCCUCUCCUAAGCAGCCAUGGCAGAUCUCAUCCGUGCUCGCGUAAGGGAAGUAAGUGCCUCUGGUCCCAGGAGGAGAGGCAGGGGAAUCGGCAGGCCCGCUGCAGUGUCCUGUGCAGUGACAAGCUGGACCUGGCUCCUGCAAGCCAGCUGCUAAACAUGGGGCGACCUCAAGUCAGCGCGGUGAGCUCACUUACGCCCGAACCAGCAAACACGGCUCGGGCAUCGGCCCCGGCCCACACUCGCACCUGCUCUGGCUUUGCUGAGCCAGUUUGCCCUGGAGCCUGCAGCCCCUCCCGCAAGCUUCCUCUCCUUCUCAGCUCUCUGCCUUUUCUCUCCUCACAGAUGUGGGCAGCCUCUGUGCACCAAGACCCGGGGAACCUUCCCUCCCAUCCAGAUAAUAUCCCCAGCGAUAGAAGAUGGAUUUAACCAAGGACAAAAAAGCAGAGCUCUCAAUACGAAAACGCUUUUCGUUUUUUCUCCCUCUCCUCCCAAUAAAAGAUACACAGGGCACGUGAAGUCCUUUCAGCGAUAGAUUAACAAUGGAGAGAUUUUGAAAUGCUGUUUAUUUUUCCAGUCAAAAUCUUCCCCGUCUUAUUAUUUUAAGAAAGUACGAUUGUAACUGAAAAGUAUUUCCCUAUCCGGUUGAAUGUUAAGGAUCCUGCCAGAUAAGGGAAAAACAAGGCCCCCCCAAAGGAAGCAUUUUUCGGGGAUUUUCCAGCACUGUCGAGAAGGGAAGAGGUUUGUGUUUUUCAAAGUACCUGUUUCAUGAUCUGACAGGCCCAAGAGAAAUAACAGAAUUGUGUUGCUGGCCCGAAAAUCAGGCAAGCACACACAAACAGGCCUCGGUAACUGGGUCACAGCACCAGCCCCUGGGAGACCACAGCCAAAGUCAGUCCCUCUUUCCCUUGUAACGUCCAGUGAGGCCGACGUGCCACACUGGCAGCCUUUCCUGUGUCAUUUACAGGUACUGUUAGCAAAUCACAGCUCCGCGGGCACUCAGACGGGAUUUCUCAGCAGCCUACGAAGCGCACACACUGAGUCUGGCCCCGUUCUGCAAAGGUUUCCGUAACGCUGAAGACCUUUUUUCCCCUCUUAACACGUUUCUUCCACGAGUGCUUCCCCAAGUCGUGCUGCGUCGUCGUGUCAUAAUGAAGACUCGUUAACUCAAUUAGCAGAGGGGUCUCAGCCCCUCCCAUGUGCCCGGCCGCUGGCUGGGUGCUGGGCACCCAGCUGAGGACAUGACCUGUGACCUGAGGUGGCUCACAGUCUGAUGAGAGACAUGCUCAGAGGUACUUUCUAGAUGUUAUGAGAAAACAGAUGGUGGCCGCCACACCCAAAUACCCCAAGAAAAUCCCCGUCAGACACUUAACUCCAGAGGGACUUUCUGGAGAAGCUUCUGUCUUCCGCGCUGGACAACCAGCCUGAGGACAGCCUAACUCUCCUUGACUCGUUUUUGUGUCCAUAACAUCAACCACAGUGUCUGAAACGUAUUUGUUAAAUGACUGAGAGGACUCGGGGGGAUGUGAUUAUCAAAAAAUGCUAUAGCUCUUCAGCCGGAAAGAGAGUUCUUCCCGGUAACUUAAGAGAACAGGGAGUGAGGAAGGUCCUCUGCGAAUGGCCUGGAGGUUUCGGGGGGAUGCCUGUCAGGGAGGGGCUCGGGCAGAGCACAGUGGCAGGGAAGGAGCCUCGACAUGUAAGUUGGGCUAAAUCAGGAAGGGUACCCAGUACACUGAAACCGAGAGAUAAGCGCCCCGCGAUUCCUUGGUUUCCGAUGUAAAGUGCGUGACGGUCGGCUCCCCUCCUCUGCGCAUCUCGUGCUUUCAAAUAGAUUAGCUUCCGUAGAAGAAAGAGGAGGUGGAGGGAAGGAGGAGCCACGUGACCAAGAAGGUGGCGGGUGGGUCCCUGUGUCCCAAUAUUCCCCAACAUUGAAAGACCAGGCUGAUGUUCGAAAAUGAACGCCAAUUAACCAGGAGAUUCCGGGAAUCACCAGUGCUGGUCCGGGAAGACGCAGCCAACCAAAGGACCCAGCCUCAUCCCCAGUGAGAUCAAGCCCAGAGCGAGUGACCUCCACGGGAUGGCACCAAGAGCCGUGAUGAAGGAUGUAUUUGAGUCCCACAGAAGAAUGCUUGGCAGUGCCGACCAGUCAGAGGGCCGGGAACCCUCCAUCGGCUCGCUAAUCUCACACCACCACCACCCUGUGUAUUCCACGGCAAAAAUGUUGUGACUUCAAGUAUUGCCUUAUGGAGGGGUUUUUCUGGACUAAGGAAUUUCAUAGAAGCUAUGCAGCUUUAAAGCUUCAGUUUCAUGAAGAGAUUUUCAUUUAGAAAAGUCCUUCUAAAUUCUGUCAGAGUGUGGAUUUAUGAGACACAGGAGAGGACCAGGCUGGACUUGGAGAGACCAAUUAAGAAGCAGCUAAAAAAAAAAAAAAAAAAAAAAAAAAAAAAGCAGCAGCUAAAAUGAUAGUGGAGAAGAUACAGUGAGACUCUGAAUCCGGGUAGUAGCGGUGCAGCUCAGAAGGGGGCACAUUUAAGACAUCUUGGCGGGGAACCUGCCCAACAACUGAGUUUCUUCUGUUUUCCUUUUCAGGAAUGUGUGAACACUACUUCCUGACAGCAACUCCAUGUAUUUGCUUCACAGAGCCAGUCAGCAGUUCUAAGAAAGCACUGCGUGUUGCAUUUGUUAACUUCAUUGAGAAAUGAUGGGGACCUUGGUGACCGUCUCCACCUUUGUUAACAGAAAAUACCACCACCGGCUUUGAGCAUCGCCCACUAAUCCCUCAAAGAGCAACCUCCAAACAGAUGUCUGUACUGAAGAUUUGGUGGGUUCCUACGUGAAAAGGCGGUUGAUUUAAUUGUCCAGCUCAGCGUUUCUCAACAGCAGCACUAUUGACAUUUGGGGCCAGAUGACCCUUCCUUGAAGGGGCCGCCCGGUGCACUGUAGGACAGAGGCAGGAGAGAGACGGGCCCCAAGCUAGGCAUUUACCACUGGCCUCCUGUUUACAUUUCAUGGGGCAGGAAAAAGUGGGCUUCAGGCCGGACACUUACAACUAGCCUUCUGUUUGCAUUUCCUGAGAGGGGAGAUAGAUGGGCUCCAGCUUAGACAUUUACAAUCAGCCUCCUGUUUGCUCUCCGAAGUGGAAGUAACAACAGAAACAGGGUAAAUAGCCAGGCUUUGUCUCCUGUGGACGCCCUAAGAUAACAAUCAUGGCAGGAGCAGAGAGGGGCUAACGUUGUUUGAGUAAUAGAUCAACAGGUCACAUAAUUCCCAUCCUUGGGGCAAGGGAGACGCUGCACAUGCACAGAAAGGCUGCUUGGGGGUCAAAAAGGAGGGGGCACCACCCCAGAAUAGGUGAUGCUAAGGCCGUCCCAUAGGCCUCUGGGCUGAAAUCCCAUCUUGGAAAAAAAGUUGGGCACGCAUGCUGGGGAGGGUCCUAGGGCAGGGCAGGUGUGGAAAAAGAAACCAGGUAACUGGCCAAAGGGGAACAGAGACCCGGAAGAGCUGCCCUAUGUGAAUGACUUCACCGCCUCCUUACUGGGCUCCUCCUCACUAGGGGGGACGCCCACACCCUUGCUCCCCGGGUGUGCAUCUCUGCCCUGCUUCUGUCUUAACUAAACAAACUGUUUCUCUGUGUGCUCUCCCAC